This is a messenger RNA of Clarias gariepinus (North African catfish), 4276 nucleotides long. Its product is annotated as phosphofurin acidic cluster sorting protein 1-like. Bases 231 to 2975 code for a protein of 914 amino acids. Gene Ontology annotation, molecular function: transmembrane transporter binding. Gene Ontology annotation, biological process: protein localization to plasma membrane. The transcript has 24 exons. Lineage: Eukaryota; Metazoa; Chordata; Actinopteri; Siluriformes; Clariidae. The record is from RefSeq and is a predicted model, not a curated record.
CACACAAGCUAGCUAGCUCUCCGCACUGACUCUGUCUCACGCAAACACACUUCCAGCCAGGCGAACACACACACACACAUACAGGGAGACGCUCACGCGCACGUUAUAACCGUUUAAACCGUUGGACCCCGCGUGCUGCGGGCGCGCGCCGUGUCCGGACCUGGAUUUGGAUCGGAACCGCGGCUCGGGUGUGUACAGUGUGGUGUGUGUAGAGCAGCAGCAGUAGCAGCAUGUCGGAGCGCGGAGGAGGAGGAGGAGGAGGGCUGCCGAGGAGCGGAGGAGCGCCGUGCCCGUCGCCGCAGCCCUCCAAGCCGGUGGCGAUCAGCUCCUCCAGCCGGCCCGUGCACAUGAACCUGUACGCCACCUGGGAGGUGGACCGAUCCUCUCCGAGCUGCGUGCCCAGGCUCUUUAAUCUGACACUGAAGAAGCUGGUCAUGCUGAAGGAGCUGGAUAAAGAUCUGACGUCGGUGGUCAUCGCUGUUAAACUCCAGGGGUCGAAGAGAAUUCUCCGCUCCAAUGAGAUCUUAUUGUCCUCAGCCGGACUGACGGAGACAGACUUGCAGCUCACGUUCUCUCUGCAGUAUCCUCACUUCCUCAAGCGUGAUGCCAACAAACUCCAGAUCAUGCUGCAGAGGAGGAAACGCUACAAGAACCGAACCAUCCUGGGAUACAAGACCCUCGCACUGGGACUCAUCAACAUGGCCGAGGUGAUGCAACACCCCAGUGACGGAGCGCAGGUUCUGGGUUUACACAGUCAGCUGAAGGACGCCUCUGUCCCUGUGGCUGAGGUGCGAGUUUACUCUCUCUCCAGUCAACCCAUCGACCACGAGGGUCCCAAAGCCAAGAUGAACGAUCGUUCUCCAGACAUCGACAACUACUCAGAGGAGGAGGAAGAGAGUUACUCAUCAGAGCAGGAGGGGAGCGACGACCCUGUUCAUGGACAGUAUCUCUAUGACGAGGACGACGAGGUGAGGAAGAAGAAACCCAGACGUAAACUGACUUCUGGGGCCGCCAUCACUCGAGUAAGCACUCAUGUACAUCAACCCAACAUCAAGCAGAAGUUUGUGGCCCUGCUGAAGAGGUUUAAAGUUUCAGAUGAGGUCGGUUUCGGGUUGGAGCACGUCUCAAGGGAGCAGAUCCAGGAAGUGGAGGAGGACCUGGACGAGCUCUAUGACAGUCUGGAGAUGUACAACCCGAGUGACAGCGGUCCGGAGAUGGACGAGACGGACAGCAUCCUGAGCACACCCAAACCUAAACUUAGGCCAUUCUUCGAGGGAAUGUCGCAGUCCAGCUCACAGACGGAAAUCGGCAGCCUGAACAGCAAAGGAAGUCUGACCCGAGAAAUCUUCAGCCCGGGGGAGCAGCCUCCCUCAGACAAGAUGAAACACUCGCGCAGUCGCAACCUGGACGAGACGACGAACGAGCCGGACGUCUCGGAGGUAAAUGACCAGGACCAGUUCCCCGAGAUGGCGCCCUCCAUUACUGUGUCUGUAGCUGAGAAACCACGUACACCACUGAAGACCAGCAAGAGUGAGGGGCAAACCAUGCCUUCUCCUAGGUUGGAUGGGACACACACCCCUAGGCAGAAACGCAGCACUCCAAUGAAAGAGCGUCAGCUCUCUAAACCGCUGAGCGAACGAACAAACAGCUCGGAUAGCGAGAGGUCGCCUGAGCUAGGACACAGUACACAGGUCCUAAGGAAAGCUGUGUAUGAUCAGUUGAAUCAGAUUUUGUUGUCUGAUGCGGCGUUACCGGAGAGCCUCAUCCUCGUUAAUGGCACAGACUGGCAAGGCCAGUAUGUAGCAGAGCAGUUACAGGUUCAGAAGCAGCCGGUGGUGUGCACGUGUUCCUCAGCCGAAAUCCAGGCCGUUCUCUUAGCCGUGCUGACGCGCAUCCAGAAGUUCUGUAACUGUAACUCGUCCAUGCCGCGGCCGGUGAAGGUGGCAGUAGUGGGAGCUCAGAAUUACCUGGGUGCCAUUCUGCAGUUCUUCGUCAGUCAGUUGGCCAAUAAGACGUCUGAUUGGCUGAACCACAUGCGCUUCCUGGUGGUUCCUCUGGGUUCUCACCCCGUUGCUAAGCACCUGGGUGCCCUUGACAACCGCUACAGUUCAGUUUUCCUCGAUGGAGCGUGGCGAGAGCUGUUCAGUCGGCCAGAACCCCCACAGUCAGAAAUGUUGGACGUAGCAGGUCGUAUCGCUCAGUACAUCAGCGGAGCGUCUCUGACCCAUCAGCUCCCUAUCGCAGAGGCCAUGCUGACCUGCAAACACAGGACGCGGGAGGAGGAUUCCUAUCAGAAGUUCAUCCCGUUUAUAGGCGUUGUGAAAGUGGGACUGAUUGAGCCGUGCCAGUUGUCUACGGGUGAUGCUGAAGAAGGCGGGUCUGUGAGUUUGGCCGUCCCCUCUACUUCCCCGCCCACUCACAGCUCUCCGGCCAGUCUUAAAGAGAUGGCCACGCCCCCGUCCUCACCUUCUAUGGGUGCUGUUUUAGCUGUACAGGGGAGCCCCAGCAUGUCUCACGGCGUGGACGCCAUCGGUCUGCAGGUGGACUACUGGCUGGCGUCUCUGGCCGAGAAGCGGCGCGAGGGCGAGAGGAGAGACACGGGCUGUAAGAACACGCUGAAGAGCGUCUUUAGGUCCCUGCAGGUCAGCCGUCUGCCCGGAGCCAGCGCCAGCGAAACCCUUGUGCCCGUCAACACCAUGUCCAUGACUGUGGUCACCAAAGAGAAAAACAAGAAAGUGCCGACCAUCUUCCUUGGGAAAAAGCCGAAAGAGAAGGAGGUGGACUCGAAAAGUCAGGUGAUCGAGGGCAUCAGCCGACUCAUCUGCUCAGCCAAGCAGCAGCAGACCAUACUUAAAGUGUCGAUCGAUGGUGUGGAAUGGCACGACGUGAAGUUCUUCCAGCUCGCGGCUCAGUGGCCGACACACGUGAAGUACCUCCCAGUCGGACUGUUUGGUUACAGCAAACCGCCCUCCUAGGAACCGUCCACUCACCCUCUAGCUCCGCCCCUUCACCCCGCCGCAGCAGUCACCUCAUUGCACACGGCUGGAGCAGGGCUGUAGGAGGGAACUUGUCUGACUCUUCAUAUCGUUUCAGAGAGGAGGUGUGGGCUGGCGUGAGGGAGGCGCGGGUCUCGAUCAGACAGACUUUAUAUGGCGCUAGUCACUUUUAUUUCCGGAAAGGUCCUCAAGCACCAGUAGUGUGGGACGAGCACAAUAUGGCAGAAGCCUCCGGUCUGCCAGCAAUCAUCUACUCGUUACAGAGCAUGACGAAAAUAGAGAAUUCCAAAUCAUGACCCAUUACGUGACCUUUGACCUAAACGAUCGGCCCCGGUGUCAGAGUUUUAACAGAACCAGCAAACGGCGUUAAGCUCUGAUCUGCAUGUUUUAGACUACAUCCCCCACAAUCCACUAGGAGAAUGAGUGUUCUUAUGCAACCUGUGUACGUGGUGCAUGUGUUAGGCUCCAGUUAGCCACUCGACGCUAUGCCUUUUUCACAUCAGUUCAGUCUAGAAGCUUAGGAUUAGCAGUGAAGUGGGUGCUGUGUUCAUGGACUCUGUGAGUUUUUACUUUUUUUGUACAUACAGUAGGCUUUUACGUCGCAGCCAUUUUUAGUUCCUAUGAGUAAUUACAAAAAGUGGCCUUUUUUUAAAAACAUGUAGCUCACUUAAGAGUUUUAUUUUAUUUAUUUCACGCUUCCUUUACGAGCCAUUUCUCCAAAGAUCACUCUGGCCAAUCCGAAUGUAAACCGUCAAGUAACCCCGAAUGUAAAAGGGUCAUGCACAUUAUUCAUCUCUGGUUAAAAACGCUACAUUACAAGGGAAACCACGCUCAUCUUCGCAUUCAUCAUAACAGAUUAGUGGCGUUAAGAAUUAAAGCAUAGCUUGCUUCAAACUGUCUGUCAGCCAGCGCUGUCAUCGUGAGCAUCUUCUGCAGAUUUUGCCACUUUUUAGCCGGGCUGGGUCCCUGUCGGUCGUUCGUCGAAAGCUAUGCACUUUCUUUAAUACACGUUCAGCUGUGAAGCACAACGCUGGAGGUUUACCGACCCCUUUAAAGCGAACGCUGAAUGAACAUCAAUCAUUUAUACUUUACAUUUCACGCACACACCAUGUGAUUCUGCAUCGUGGACAUCUACAGGACAUUAAUUUGGAAGUGGAGUAGAGUGAGUGAGUGAUCACGUGACAUCUUGGGUGGAGUUUAGAAGACAAAUGAUUAAAUGUGUUGUUAAAAGGUGAAGUAGAUGAUAUUCUUUCACGUUUAUGUAUUUAUAGGAAGAUUUU